AGUGCGCCUGCGCGGAGCCCGUGGCCGCGCCCGCUCCCACCCGGGGCUCGUCGCUGGGCUGCCGGGCUAUGGGGGAGGCUGAGGUGGGCGGCGGCGGCGCGGCGGGCGACAAGGGUCCGGGGGAGGCGGCCACCAGCCCAGCCGAGGAGACGGUGGUGUGGAGCCCCGAGGUGGAGGUGUGCCUCUUCCACGCCAUGCUGGGCCACAAGCCCGUCGGUGUGAACCGCCACUUCCACAUGAUCUGUAUCAGGGACAAGUUCAGCCAGAACAUCGGCCGGCAGGUGCCGUCCAAGGUCAUCUGGGACCACCUGAGCACCAUGUACGACAUGCAGGCGCUGCAUGAGUCUGAGAUUCUUCCAUUCCCGAACCCAGAGAGGAACUUCGUCCUCCCAGAAGAAAUCAUCCAGGAAGUCCGGGAAGGAAAGGUGAUCAUUGAAGAGGAAAUGAAGGAGGAAAUGAAGGAAGAUGUGGACCCCCACAACGGGGCCGACGAUGUUUUCUCAUCUUCAGGAAGCUUGGGGAAAGCAACCGAAAGGUCUGGCAAAGACAAAGAGAAGAACGCCUCCGACUUGGGGGCCAAGGAAGGGGCGGACAAGCGCAAGCGCAGCCGGGUCACCGACAAGGUCCUGACCGCCAACAGCAACCCCUCCAGCCCCAGUGCCGCUAAGCGGCGCCGAACGUAGACACUUGCACGGGUGCAGGCGGGCGGUCACAGCCGUGGUCACCCCCCUGGGGGCCAAUGCUCUGGCCUCUGCUGCCUGCCCUGGGGCCCGGGGGCUCCACUCACCAUCUGGGGCUCAGGUGGACCCCAAAGACCAGGACCUCCCCGCCCAGGCCUCAAGAGCUUUGUGACCCAGGCUCAUCUGCGUAGCUCGUCUGCACGUCCCAGAGGCCACACACGGGCUGAGGGUCCAGGGUGUGGGCAGCAGAGAAGGCCUAGAACAGCAAGCAAUAAAACCCCACCUCCCAGGGCUGCGAGUCUUCCCAGGGUCCGUCUCUCCGUCUGUGCGCCGCUCUUGCUCAACUGACUGCGACCUCAGGAGAAAGUCAGGCCAUCGAGCCACACACGGCGGCCUCUCCGUCACCGCCAGAGAAACUGGGGACUGGAUGUGUUGGCUCAUUCACUUGUACUGUAAUGAUGUAUAUAAUUUGGUUGCUAUUUCACUAUUUAAUUUUUAAGAAGCCUAUUUUACUAGUGUUUUAUAUGAAAAACAUACUGCAGAAGUGAAAAACCUGUGUUGUAUUUUUUUGAGAUGUUUUCUUUUAAGGUAACGACCACUGAGAUCCUUUUGCUCAGUUUUUAUAUGCCAGAUACAGAGAAUUUGUAGUGGUUAUUUUUGUAUCACCGAGUAACUUGCACACCGAGCAGUGAGUGAGUGGAGGGAGGGCCAGGCACCUGCUGGGCUGACAGGAAUACACUCCGAUUGCCGAACAUUAAAGCAACAGAAAGUAA
This is a messenger RNA of Rhinolophus ferrumequinum (greater horseshoe bat), 1453 nucleotides long. RefSeq names its product MRG domain binding protein (gene MRGBP). The transcript has 5 exons. Gene Ontology annotation, cellular component: nucleus; NuA4 histone acetyltransferase complex. NCBI's taxonomy places the organism in Eukaryota, Metazoa, Chordata, Mammalia, Chiroptera, Rhinolophidae. The coding region runs from base 69 to 683 and encodes 204 amino acids. The record is from RefSeq and is a predicted model, not a curated record. Gene Ontology annotation, biological process: regulation of transcription by RNA polymerase II.